AUAUCAAGAUUACUUAUAGCUGGUGCAACCCCGAUUUCCCCAUCUGAAAGUAAAAUUAGGAAAUAUGGAAAUGAUGUUGAGGCUUGCGUAGCAUGCGGAGCCAGUCUUGGCUUCGCACAUCAUGCGUGUCAAUGUUGUGAAUCAUGGAACCCACAGUACUGCAAAACGCCAAGCUAG
Exserohilum turcica Et28A is the source of this 177-nucleotide messenger RNA. RefSeq lists its product as uncharacterized. The annotation marks the transcript as partial. The record is from RefSeq and is a predicted model, not a curated record. The transcript has a single exon. Lineage: Eukaryota; Fungi; Ascomycota; Dothideomycetes; Pleosporales; Pleosporaceae.